This is a messenger RNA of Melopsittacus undulatus (budgerigar), 2595 nucleotides long. RefSeq names its product glycerol kinase 5 (gene GK5). The record is from RefSeq and is a predicted model, not a curated record. The transcript has 16 exons. The coding region runs from base 76 to 1629 and encodes 517 amino acids. Gene Ontology annotation, biological process: triglyceride metabolic process; glycerol metabolic process; phosphorylation. Gene Ontology annotation, cellular component: mitochondrion. NCBI's taxonomy places the organism in Eukaryota, Metazoa, Chordata, Aves, Psittaciformes, Psittaculidae. Gene Ontology annotation, molecular function: kinase activity; phosphotransferase activity, alcohol group as acceptor.
CGGCGGGACGGCUGUUUUCCCGCAGUCGGCGGCUGCCGCACUCCGAGCUCCUUGCGCGCCGGGCAGCGGAGGGCGAUGCCGUGUGGGCAGCAGGAGAGCGGCGCCGACGCCGCGCGGUACGUGGUCGGGGUGGACGUAGGCAGCACGGUGAUGAAGUGCCACGUCUAUGACCGGGCGGCAGCGGUCAGAGGCUCCAGCAGCCGGAAGGUGGAAUCACUUUAUCCUCGCCUGGGAUGGGUUGAAUUAGAUCCUGAAGUGCUAUGGAGCCAGUUUGUUGGUGUAAUAAAAGAGGCUGUACAAGCUGCGGGACUUCACAUGAGGCAAGUUGCUGGUCUUGGCAUCUCAACGCAGAGAGGAACUUUCAUUACAUGGCACAAGAGGACAGGGAAGCCUUUUCAUAAUUUCAUAAGUUGGCAAGAUGUAAGAAGUGCUGAACUUGUGAAUUCAUGGAAUAAGUCCCUUCUGCUGAAGGUAAUCCAUGUUAUUUUUACAGUGCUCCAUUUCUUGACUGGGAAUGAUCGGUAUUUAGCACCAAGUUUUCUUACUUUUUCAACACAACAAACUUCUAUGAAGUUGUCGUGGGUUUUUAAAAACAUAAGUGAGGCUGAAGAAGCUGCCAGAAAAAAUAACUGCUGCUUUGGAACAGUUGACACGUGGUUACUGUAUAGAUUAACUAAAGGUUCUGUGUAUGCUACAGAUUAUUCAAACGCCAGUGCUACAGGUGUUUUUGAACCCUUUACGAAAUGUUGGAACCCAACUUUGUGUAAUUUACUUUCCAUUCCCAUGUCUAUUUAUCCACCAGUGAAAGACACAAGCUUCAACUUUGGAUCAGCUGACUCUGAAAUAUUUGGGGUACCUAUCCCAAUAAUGGCAGUGGUAGCAGAUCAGCAGUCAGCUAUGUUUGGAGAAUGCUGCUUUCACCCAGGAGAUGUUAAACUGACAAUGGGAACAGGUGGCUUCUGGAAUGUGAAUACUGGAGAGCAUCUCUUUGCAUCACGAAGAGGUCUGUAUCCACUGAUUGGUUGGAAGAUUGGGGAAGAAGUUGUUUACUUAACAGAAGGCUGUAUUUCAGACGUUGGCACUGUCAUAAAAUGGGCUCAGGAUAUAAAUCUUUUCACCAAUGUAGAUGAAACAGCAAAAAUGGCACGAAGUAUUGUUGAUUCUGAAGGCGUUUGUUUUGUUCCAGGUUUUCAGGUUUCUGUGAAUGACCCAUAUAUAUGUGCCUCUUUCAUGGGGCUGAAACCUUCCACUACCAGAAGCCAUCUUGUACGAGCUAUACUGGAAUCUGUAGCUUUCAGAAACAAACAGCUUUAUGAUAUGAUUGUGAAGAAGAUACGUAUCCCUCUUCAAACAAUUCGAGCUGAUGGAGGUGUCAGCAAUAAUAGUUUUGUCAUGCAGAUGACUUCAGAUUUAAUUAAUAAGAAAAUAGAAAAACCUGUGAAUGCAGACAUGUCGAGUCUUGGUGCAGCUUUUCUAGCAGGCCUUGCUUCAGGAUUUUGGACUGGCAAAGAACAAUUAAAGAAGCUAAGGCAAAUAGAAGUAGUCUUUGAGCCCCAGAAGGACUCGAAGGAAUACAAACCUGCUAUGGAUACCUGGCUACAAGCAAUGAAAUGCUCCCUGCACUGGUAGAAACUGGCAUUUUAAUGACAGAGGAAUUGAAAUGGUUUAAUUCAUGUUUAUAACAUCUUGACAGUAACGGGACAGUAAAAACCUGUCCCAUUUGAAAUUUGUGAUGGUAUAGCUAUGAAGUUAUAUACUACUCCAUUUAUCCCCCCCGGCUGCUAGAUUACUUACCACACCAUAAUGAACCAUCCUAUCAUCUCUAUGACAGCUGUCGUCCAGCUGCAGCAUUUGUGUCCCUUCAGUGACCUCCUCUGGGUGGCCCAGCUGCUAGAAUCCUCUCCUGUACUAGAGAUGGGGAGUCUUUUUUCUAUGGUGGGUUUUCUACUGAGGAACUCGCAUCCCUUCCGAUUUUUAAAUCUUUGGUAUGUUAAUCAUCAAGGAAGGGUAAAAGGCAUAUAUACUCUUAUGUGCCUUAAUAGGCAUUUCUAAGAAACAUAAAAUGAAUUUUGGGGGUUGGGUUCUGAUGAACUUGAUGGGAUACAAAGAUAUUCUCUGAUUAGUAGCCUGUUACCACCUUUUGGUUGACUUCAUAAAGAAGCAUUUGACCCAGCUCUAUGGUGACAUUUUUGUGUACUUAAAUUUAAGAUGAAAUACAAAAGCAAAUAGGCUCUCAGUACUCCAUUAAAAAAAAAAAAACAGAAAAUCAGGAUUUUUGUAGCUGAUGGCUCCUAUAUGACUUGCAGAACUUUUUUUUUUUAAUUUGCUAAAGAUCAACAGCUAUACUAUCUGGCAUGGCUAAUAAAAAGACAUUAAAAAUAGUUACAGGUAUGCUAUCUAACUUGUAAAAAUCUGUAGUAUAUUCAUACUAUUAGCUAAAGGGGAGUAAAAGUCUAUUUUUGAAACUAUUAAUUUUACAUUUUUAAAACAAAUUAUAAGAAGUGUGUAGUUAAAUAUUUUUAUGUAUUUGUUUAUCACUAAUUGUAAAUUACUCUAAUUUUCUGAGGUGUCAGUGUAAAUAAAAAAUGUAAAAUU